This is a messenger RNA of Sporothrix schenckii 1099-18, 411 nucleotides long. RefSeq lists its product as uncharacterized. Lineage: Eukaryota; Fungi; Ascomycota; Sordariomycetes; Ophiostomatales; Ophiostomataceae. The transcript has a single exon. Bases 1 to 411 code for a protein of 136 amino acids. The record is from RefSeq and is a predicted model, not a curated record.
AUGACUUUUGUCUUUUGGCCCUUGCUGGUCGCCGUGUGGUGGUGGCCGUGGGCGUGGGCAUGGGCGUGGUCGUGGGAAGGCUGGAAGACAAAAGGAGGGUAUCAUGUUAGUCACAGGGUGGUUCACGCGGGCCAAUUUUUUGUUAUUGUUGUUGUCGUGCUCGUCUGGUCACGACGCACGACGCCGUGCACUCGUCCAACCAAAGGAAAUGACGAAUCGCGACAUGUGCCUUGGUUUCAACGUACCAUUGUGAAAGGGUGUGGAUUCGCUGUUGCGAAAGAGAAGAUGGCGAGAAAUGGCGAGCGAUGGCGAGAGAAGGGAGAGCAAGAAACCACAGCCAGUGCAGUUUUGUCGCCCGACGAAAUAAUGAAGGAAGAGAAAAUGCGACAAUGCGACAAUGCGAAAAUGUGA